Daucus carota subsp. sativus is the source of this 546-nucleotide messenger RNA. RefSeq lists its product as uncharacterized. Lineage: Eukaryota; Viridiplantae; Streptophyta; Magnoliopsida; Apiales; Apiaceae. Bases 155 to 313 code for a protein of 52 amino acids. The record is from RefSeq and is a predicted model, not a curated record. Gene Ontology annotation, cellular component: Golgi apparatus. The transcript has 3 exons.
UGUAUAAAGCAAACGGGUUGAGCAUUUAGUACAUGACUACCAAACACUGCCUCCACAAAAUCACUCAAUCGAUCCAACAUGAAGAACCUCCGUCACUGAUUCUUUCUGUUGCGUAUCAAAUUCUCUCCUCAGCUAGCUGCCCUUGAUACCCAAAAUGCCUUUAAAAAGGUUAGUAGAGGUGGAACCACCCAGCCCGCUUCGUUAUCUGAUCGGAGCAGCAAUUAUGAUGAUCGGAGUUGUUUUACCGGUUGGCUAUAUGAUGUUUCGAAACAAACGCGUCCCUUCUUCUUCCUCUUUUGCCAAACAGACGUAGGAACAAGGUUUUGAUAUAAUGGGAUUGAUGGGUAGAGAGUUCAGACAGAGGUAGAUUUAACUUGUAAAGCUCGAAAACAACAGAUAUGCACAAUGUUAGUGUUAAUGCUCGGUUAUGUGUUGUUACUUGUUACGGGGUUGGAUUUAUAAUGUAGACAAAAUGUGUUACUAAAUUGUGCUAAUCGGCAUUAUCUUUUUUCUUUUUUGGUGUUAUACUUAUUUAUAUUUUGUUCA